UCACUAAAAUCUGAUAAUGACUGUGAGCAGUAUACUUCUAGUGGCAGGUCAGUCUGCCGUGUCCCAUGCGCGUAUGUGAGUUUAACAGGAACUGGGUGUAUUUUUCUUAUUCUUUCUCCGAGAAUGAUGGAGAGAUAAUCACACUUGCUUGCACUGGGUUACUGGAAAUAAUUUUGGGGGAAGGCUACAGCAAAGAUCAUCAAGUGCUCCUGAGUACCUGCUCUCUCCGAGGGGGGCUGGAUGAUGGGAGGCGUUUCCAGCAUUAGCUGCGCGCUGCUCACGCUCACUGACAAUUUCUCGCGCUCCCAGCUGUUGAGUGGAAGCGUCGGCCAGCGUCUGAGCGCAGUCUUGGUGGCGUCUGUGCCAGCAUUGGCGAAACGUGGACAGAAUCGUCUCGUGUGUUAUAAAGUAACCACAGAAAAACGCGAAGGCGGGUCUGGAAGGAGCUGGAACGGACGAUGCGUAACCGGAACCUCGCGCCUGCGGACGUGUGCGCUUUGGCACCAAGAUGCACUGAUGAGUCGAGGAACCUAUGUUGGCAAAACAGCAAAGUGUAAGAGUGAACAUGUUCCCACGAACUGGCUUCCCUAAUGUAAAUAUACAAGUGUAAGCUGCAGCUGCAGAAUAAGGUGUGGAAAGUCUUCUCGUUGUGCCCGUUUUGAUCUCUGCCGACCGUGCCAAUGCUGGGAUGGCUUGUGGCUUUGUGCGUUGUGACCCUGGUGGUCUUAAUCUGGCCCGGCUCCAAAUAUUUCGGUACCGACCGCCAGACGGAUGCUUUGCUCCAGGGACUGGGGAUUUCACAGCAGGCGGCGAAAGACAAAGCCGAGAGGUGCAUCUCAGACCGUGAGGGGGGAGACGGUGCCCAGGCCGCCGGUGUGGAUCCCUUAAGCGACGAGAAGGCACGCACCGUGGCACUGAUAUGCAAACCGUCCGCGCUGGCCAACUACCUCCUGAAGCACUGUAGGACUUUCAGUAAUUACUCGCCGUGUGUCGGAUGGACGUGGCGGGCCAGCGCUUUUCUCCAGAGCGUGUACGAGGCGUGCUGGCCGUACGAAAGCCCGGUUCAGUUUGUGCGGGACAACCUGCAGCUCAGCGACGAUGGACUUGUGGCUCUGGACUGGGCAGUGCCAUCCUACCAGAAACGACGCAGGACUUCAAGUCACUCGACCAGUCCGAUCCUUCUCAUCAUCCCAAACUCUUUUGGGAAGAUCACUAGAAAUGUGUUAAAGUUGUGUGAGACCGCGCUGUCCCAUGGCUACCUUCCAGCAGUUUUCAACCGGCGCAGCCACAACGGCACCCCCCUUACCACCCUCAAACUGCAGCAGUUCGGUGACCCCGCGGAUCUGCGCGAGGCCGUGCGCUACAUUCGCUACCGGCAGCCCGCAGGACGACUGUACGCAGUGAGCGAGAGCUCAGGAUCGGGCCUUCUGCUCUCUUACCUGGGGGAGUGCGGGUCCUCGAGUUACGUGACCGCGGCCGUCUGCCUCUCACCCGUGUUCCGCUGCCAGAGCUGGUUUGAGAAUGGGCUGUGUUGGCCCCUGCAGUGGGCGUUGGUCCUGUACCAGAAGAUAUGUCUCAGCAGGUAUAGGACAGCGCUUGGUGAGACGAUACACACAGACACUCUGUUUUCUAGCUGUUCCCUGCGUGGCCUUGAGGAGGCGCUUUUCUGUCAGGCUGGACACGCGGGCUCCACACCCGUAGCGCCAGCUGGGACCACCAGUGGCAGCAACUGUCCGUGCGCCUGGGACGCUUACUGGGAGCGUAACGAACCCUUGCGAGAUGUGGAUGAGGUGGCUAUUCCCGUUCUGAGCGUGUGCGCUCAGGACGACCCCGUGCGCGGCGACACCCAAUCCACGGUACCCUUGGAACUAUUUGAGACGAACCCUCAUUUUUUCCUCCUCCUAACUGACCGUGGAGGCCACUGUGGUUUCUCCACCCAGUCCGGGGGCAGCGCUGCCGGUGCGCUGGGCGCAGCCGGCUCUGCGGCUGCACCCAGCGGUGAGAUGGAGAGUCGUGGGACCAACUGGAGCCACCAAGCUCUGCUGGAAUUCUUCAGGGCAACCACAGACUUCUUCAAUGCGGAGGAGAGAUCAAAGCAGCUCGCGGCGAGGAGGAGGGGGCUGGGAGGAGUUGUAGGAGGAAGGGUUUUCCGCAACCGCAGUGUCAGUACAUGUAAGCGUGUGCCAGCGUGUUCCCAUAAUAUCCACGCCAUUUUCAAUUGGCAGCGGUCCUAUACGCGAUGAGGGAGCUUAUAGGGAUGUUAAAGGUACAGCGUGGAGUUUAUUCACCGGGACACACCUGAGGUUUCAUUAAAGUGACAACAUGAAACAAAUCAGAUUCAUUUUUCAAACCUGCACCGUUUAUGUCCAUAUUUACUAAAAAAAAAAAAAAAAAAAAAGUAGAUUUCUUAUCCCCUGACUUUCACUUGUGCAUUACGGUGUUUUUGAUGCAUUACAACAAACUUGUCUUAUGCUUUAGUGGUAUAGGUGCAUUGUGCUACCUACAUGCACGAGUUCAUGCAUGUAUGUCAUCAUGUGCCUGGACAGUACAAACACAAUAAUACAGGACUGACUCACAGCACUACUUUGAGUCAAAAACACUGGAACUUUCCGAUAUGUUUUGGGUUUUGGAUGUGAUGCAGUGACACUCCAGUGUAAGUGUUACCAUGACUAGUAAAAAUUUCUGGGGAGAAAGUGUCUGUUAUUCUGAAACCAAUCAACCACUAAGAUCGAAGAAGAGUGACAGGCCCCGGGCUUGCAUACAGCUGUUAUGGUUAAUAGGUGAAAAGUUGACACUAAACUCUUAAUAUGGACGUCUGUAUAUUUUUUACCAGUGCCAGCUUUCACAGUUUUAUGAACACACACAAUACAUUUACUGAUUCACUUCCUUCUCCUUACAUUUCACAAAAUUUGCCACAUUUCCUAACCACAUUUGUUCAGUUUGCAAGCAACAGUGACACUGUCAUUUGGGAUAUUUGAGACCUUGACACUUCUUGUAUCAUACUGUUAUUUUUUUUUUUUUUUUUUUUUAAAAACAACAUUAUAUUUAUUGGGGAGUAGCCGUUGUAUCUUUUGGGUGUAGAAAUAAAAAAAAUAAAUAAAAUCCAGCCAAAUCUUGAAUUAAUUUGAGCUAAAGAUUCUCUUAUGUGCAGGGAAAUGUCACUACACAGAUGCGAAUUGUGUCGGGGCACUUAUAUGUGUUAUCCUGCCAGCUUAUAGAGGAAAGUCAUGCGUUUAUGAUAUUUUAAUGAACUACACGGCAUGGCCAGAAGCACUUUGUGAGUUUUCUGGUCUCAUCAGUUAAAAUCUGCACUCUGCAAGUUUUUUUCCCUGGAUGUGCAGACGAUGAUGUCCCUAGUUACACACCGAAAACACAGAGAUGGAGAAAAAAAAAGACUUCUUGUUUGAAACAUUUUUCUCAUGUUGUGCUAUUUGGGUUGAUUGAACAUCAACCAAAUAAAUUAUUCUGUUGUUUAACAAAACAUUCCACAUUUUAAAUGUGUUAUAUUAAAAGUGUAGUAGAACAUUUUAUGGCAGAUAUUUUGCCAAAGGUGUAUUUGAUCCUUCUCUUUACUCAACUCUUACUCACUUUACUGACAAUAUCUACAAGUCAGAGACAUUUUAUCCAUUUACACUUUUUGACAGCUUUAGUUACAGAUUCGGAUCAAUAAUAAAAACAUAAUGGGAGUGGGAGUGUAGUUGAUCCUGGGGUAGAAUUUACCAUUUACGUUGGUAGUUUUUAAAUUGGUUUAACCUUUACCGAUGUGAUGAACACAUUAAUACCUCACUAAAAAACAUCUGACACAUCAAAAUCUGCUCCCACGCAUGUCACCCAUACCAUCAUCUUUGGUGAUUUUGUUCUUCUGAUGGCAGUGAGCUUUUUUUCUGUGAAUGGGUCUGCACGCUUCACAGCGACAUUUUGACGCAUACACCGAUACAGCAGCACCAACUUUGAUUAAUAAUAUAACCUUCAUUAUUGAAAAGAGGCAGAAAAGCGCUACGAAUCAAACAAAACUCUUAAAAAAAAAAAUAAAGACUAAAGGACCCAAAUCAAGGAGCUGCAGAUUCGCACUUGAUUAGUUUUAUCACAGGACCUUUGUGUUAGGUUUAACAGUGCAUGUAAUUUGUGGUGUCGUUUUUACUUUACAAAUUACCGACAUUACAAAUUACUGGAGGUCCCCAGGUUGUCACUUCAAGACCAAGCGUUUUGUGUCAACACAACUUCCCAUGUCAUAUACACAAGCUCACAAAUGCGGUUUGAAUGCAGUGUAAGAUGUUUUUCGUUGCAACGAAAGAGUGAGUAGAAUGUUACACUCCAGUAAUGGGCUUGUUUUCACUUGCAGAUUACCCCUGGCAAAAGACCUAUUCGCACAGGACCAGUUUUCCAAAGAAAACUCUCCACAGUGAGAAUUACAAUACGUUAACUCGUGUCACAACUCGACUUGAAAUGAAUUGCAAUUAGCAAUUCAGUGCACCAGUGUACCUGACACGAUUGGCGUUCAAGAGAUAAUAUCAUCUGUAAAUUGUGAGAUUGUCUCUGCAAGGCAAUCGAAGUCACAAAAGGGUUUGGGAAGCUGAAGAGCAGAUAAUGUAAUGUAAGGAAUGCCAUAUGGCUGCAAGCGCUGCCAACAUUUUCAAAUACAAAGAAUAACACCAUAUGACCAACUCAUCAAAUUUACCAAAUCACUAAAAAUGAAGCUUACACAUUUAUGAAUACGUCCAGUUUGAAGGUUAGUUAUACCACAAGAGGGCGGAGUUCAUGUGGAGCCUUUUUUAUGAAACAAUAAUCUGUGAAAAACAGCACAUCUUGUUCUCUACAUCCCUGUGUAAUAUGUCCUGAAAACAUCCAGUAUGUUAUUCUUUCACGACCAGUCACUAACAUAAGAGUUUAUCUUGUUCUAUGUUAGAGUCUAUGCUUUUAUCAAACCCCCUGUCAGUCAGUUCCCACAGACACUCCCGGCCAUAGCACAGUUCCAUGCAGAGAGAGAGCGAGUGUGUGUGUGUGUGUGUGUGUGUGUGUGUGUGUGUGUGUGUAUGUGUGACAUUGACUGUGUUUAUCCGCCCACUGAGCCUCAUCCACUCAGACAGUUGGAACACAGCAGUGUACACACAGACACACACGAAAUGUGUGCCCGCAGACACAGUGUCAACACGCACCCUCGCUGUCACACACAAACAGAGACUCACACACACGUAGAGUUACCCGCAUGCACACAACACAUGCAAACAAGCUGUGACAUACAGGGUAUUCUUAUGCAUGCUCAUUAGCCACAGGAACAUGCACGUUCACAUGAUGUAAAAAAAAAAAAAAAAAAAAAAAGGUACACACAGUGCAUGGCCCCAAUAUUAAAAUAGACAAUGCUUCUAUGAAAGUGGUCUGAAUUUCAGUAGGCAGCGUUGCAAUCACUGUCAUUGAGAGUGUGUUUAGCUGUAAAUCAUCAAGUAAUUGUCGGGUUUGUAGCAGCGGAGGAAGGGGCAGAUGUUUAUUAUCGCCUCCACUCCAGACAGGGUCAAACUAACAUCAGUUAGUCUUGAGUUAAUCCAUUUAAUCGCCUCUCUCCAUCUCCAAGAACUAGAACCUUUCAAAACAAGAGACUACAGUUCAUCUUCUCGGUGCAGCACAGACCUGAAAUCCUGUAGCAGCAAAAUGCAAAUUCAUCUUUUAAGUGACCGUGUACAUUAAUGCUUUUUCAGUGGUUUUGUUUGCAUCAGUUAUUUAUUUGUAUUAAUCCAUUAUGGUGCAGUUUUACAAAGCAUUUUUAAACAUUAAAUGUCAGUGCCUAAUGCUUACUGUAUUGUUAACAAGUAAAAUUUAUUCUGAUCAUUGUC
Messenger RNA from Mugil cephalus (flathead mullet), 5828 nucleotides. RefSeq names its product abhydrolase domain containing 15a (gene abhd15a). Gene Ontology annotation, molecular function: short-chain carboxylesterase activity; monoacylglycerol lipase activity. The transcript is spliced from 3 exons. The coding region runs from base 681 to 2243 and encodes 520 amino acids. NCBI's taxonomy places the organism in Eukaryota, Metazoa, Chordata, Actinopteri, Mugiliformes, Mugilidae. The record is from RefSeq and is a predicted model, not a curated record.